AUGGUACGGGCAUCUACUAAAAAGUUCACAGAACCAUCCAAUACGGAAGGCAUGGGGUUGGAGCUGAAGGUAAGCAACCACGAGGAGCCCAACCAAAAGAGAGAUGGCGGGAUGAUCAAGAAGGACCUCGCUGAAGCGAGAAUAACGGCAGAAGAUGCAGUGGAUCGACAGAAGUGGAGACGGUUUACAAGAACACCGGACCAUGCGACGGCACAGGAUUAA
This is a messenger RNA of Haemonchus placei, 222 nucleotides long. NCBI's taxonomy places the organism in Eukaryota, Metazoa, Nematoda, Chromadorea, Rhabditida, Trichostrongylidae. The record is from the annotation of a GenBank genome assembly.